Messenger RNA from Spinacia oleracea (spinach), 2246 nucleotides. Its product is annotated as protein root UVB sensitive 6. The transcript is spliced from 13 exons. The coding region runs from base 58 to 1605 and encodes 515 amino acids. The record is from RefSeq and is a predicted model, not a curated record. NCBI's taxonomy places the organism in Eukaryota, Viridiplantae, Streptophyta, Magnoliopsida, Caryophyllales, Amaranthaceae.
UAAAUCCCACACCCUUUCAUUCCCCUUUUCUCUCUCCUCCCUCCCUCGAACUUGUCGAUGGCGCCUCUGAAGCUUCGACAGUCAUCAUCACCGGCGCAAACCCUAACCACAUCGUCGCAGGAUGCGCGUAUUCUCGUGCGGGAAACCAUUCGAAUCAGUGCCAGUUUAGCCUCCGCCCCUCCGUCGCCGGCCAAUUCUCCGCCGGCGAUUCCUCCUACUGUUCCUGCGGCGUUGGAGAGCAAGAAUUUGAGGUUAGGUCUUGUUGAAGAGGAGUACAUUGAUUCCAAUUUGAGGUUGAUUUGUUGCGAGGAGAUCGAUGGUCGACGUUGGAAGAAUGUUGCUGAAAAUGAUUCGUUUGGAAAUUUUAAGAAGGGUUCAAUUCGUUCUGUUUCUUUGCAGACCCCUCUUUCUCCCACUGAUGAGUUAGUAUCAUUUAUACGUUCCUAUGUUGUUCCUGAAGGCUUUCCUGAUAGUGUCUCACCUUCGUAUGUACCAUACAUGACAUGGAGGGCACUAAAGCACUUUUUUGGUGGAGCCAUGGGUGUCUUUACAACACAAACACUGUUGACUUCCGUUGGAGUAUCUAGAAGCAGAGCUACACCUGGUGCUGUUGCUAUUAACUGGAUCCUUAAGGAUGGUGCUGGCCGUGUUGGAAAAAUGCUCUUUGCAAGACAAGGAAAGAAGUUUGACUACGAUUUGAAACAACUUAGAUUUUCUGGUGAUCUAUUGAUGGAGUUGGGUGCUGGGAUAGAGCUGGCAACAGCAGCAAUGCCAAAUUUGUUUCUGCCUCUGGCUUGUGCUGCCAAUGUCGCUAAGAAUGUUGGUGCUGUUACAUCAACAUCUACUCGUACUCCAAUUUACAAAGCAUUUGCUAAGGGUGAGAAUAUUGGCGAUGUUACUGCUAAAGGUGAAUGUGUUGGCAACAUUGCAGAUCUGUUAGGUACUGGACUAAGCAUCAUGCUUUCAAAAAAUAAUCCAUCCUUGGUUACAACAUUUGCCUUCCUUUCUUGUGGUUAUGUAUUGAGUUCUUAUCAAGAGGUUAAGUCUGUUGUACUGCAUACUCUGAACAGGGAAAGAUUUACUGUGGCGGUGGACUCUUUCCUUAAUACUGGGCGAGUUCCUUCUCUAAAAGAAGGAAAUUUAAAGGAAAGCAUAUUUUCAUUUCCAUGGGUACAUGAUACCUCUGUUCAACUUGGUUGUAGAUUCAAGGAUGCAUUUCAAGACCCAGGUUUAUAUAUUGCAUUAGAGCCACUCUUUGAGAGAGAGAGAUACGUAGUGACAUUCAAUCCUGUAAAGAACAAAGUGUAUGCAUUGCUCAAGGAUCAGGCAAAGCCUGAAGACAUCUUAAAAGCGGCAUUUCAUGGAUAUGUACUUAAUCAUUCUAUUCGAUCAUCGGUCAAAAAGAAAAGUGCUUCUGAGAAGCAUCAUGAGCAUGAUAGCUUAGGCUCUAUAGCCAUGCCUGUAAAUAUUGAAAGUCUUGUGGCUGAGUCCUGCAAGAUGGUUUCAUCUACAUAUGGCCUGUUCAAAUAUAAAGCUGCUGAACAGGGAUGGGUAAUGUCUGAAUCACUUCUUAAUCCUGGACGUGCGCGAUUGUGUCAACAAUAAGGUUGGACCACAUGUUUUCAUUUGACAGAAAACAAGAUCUUGGAUCAGAAAAAAAAGAACUGAAGUCAUGAUAUAUGGAUGCUUGCAUGACACACCAAGUCCUCAUGACUGAGGUUCGGGGAGAAUAUGUAUCUUGCUGCUAAUUGCGAUACAUAUUGGAGUCUAUGUAAUGGGUGUCAUCUUUGCGGAUAAGGAUGUGAUCUGUUGAAAUAUUGAUCUAAUGGAAGAUUGCAGACUUCUACAAUUCAAUAUUUAGAACGUAAUGAGGUAUUUGAAGCAGCAAUAAGUUUACAAAAGUUGUAGAAUGUAUAUGUAUUAAAGUUUGUCUUCCUGUUUGUAUCUAUUACAGAGUUUGGUGGUGAUAUGUUUAUGUUUGCAUGUAAUACACAAAGAUGUUACGGUAGGGUGGGAGGGCGCAAGAUUUUGAUAGUUUUCGAGGUUGACUCUUAAAAUGGAUGAUUGUCAAUUGGAUUGACUUUUCCUUCGUGAGGAAAUCGGCAAGCCAUUUUUGUCCAUUUCCAAAGUAAAGCAAUUGUAAAGUAGGAUGGUCUACAAAAUGUGAAGAAUGCAGGUUGAUAUUGUUAUAUUUGUAUAAUCAAUUUUGUUACCUGUAUGGUUUGAUAUCAGUUCGGUUUUCUCUA